This is a messenger RNA of Corticium candelabrum, 3491 nucleotides long. Its product is annotated as ubiquitin-protein ligase E3B-like. The transcript has 31 exons. Bases 15 to 3236 code for a protein of 1073 amino acids. Gene Ontology annotation, biological process: protein polyubiquitination; ubiquitin-dependent protein catabolic process. Gene Ontology annotation, molecular function: ubiquitin protein ligase activity; protein binding. The record is from RefSeq and is a predicted model, not a curated record. NCBI's taxonomy places the organism in Eukaryota, Metazoa, Porifera, Homoscleromorpha, Homosclerophorida, Plakinidae.
UCCCGUAUGUCGAAAUGUUUGGUAAUAGUUGUACAGAACCGAACAAAGGCUCUACGCGAGUUCAACUACUACAUAAUGCGAAAGCGGCGCGUGACGCUCGAAAGGAGGAGAAAGUUCAACGGCAAGCAGUUAUACUACUUCAGGCGCACAUUAGGAGACACCAGACGCAGCGUAGAUUACGUGAAGAGGUUCGAAAGAAAUUUGAUGAAGUUAUGGCAAGCUGUAAACAUCAACAGAGUUUUCUGGACGCUGUGGAGAUGUUUCAUAUUAAUCGAGGCCUUCUUUUUGUGUAUAAUGAGAAGACUGAUUGCAAGCGUCUCGUAUCAAUGUGUAGCUACAUUUCUUUAACAAUGGAUGAAUUAAGGAACUUGAAGGCAUGGUAUGUGUCAUUGGGUUUGAUGAAAAGAUACCUGCUUCUUUGGUUGGAACACAUGCGCAAGAUAAUGUGCAUUUGUUUGAAUUACAUAUCUUCUCUUAAGAUUCAGGAUAUAAAACAGCAACAAGACGCAGAAGUGCUGCUAAAAUUUAUUCUCAAGCUGACUGACUGUUCAGAUUGGAAGCUACUGUCAGGAAAGGGAGGUGGAGGUGUUUGGUCAACUGUGACGCAGCUUUGCUCCAAGCUGCUUCAAAAUGCAGUCAUGAAUGAUCUUUACCCAGUCACUGGGCAACUCCUUUUUCAGUGCUCUGGUAACGCUAAAUACAGUACAAGAAAGACUAUCCUACCAUUAGCUUUGAGAUUAGUAAUGAGGCCACUUGUACAGUCGUCUUAUAGCAAGACAUAUGUUCAGUUGUUCAUACAGAAUGUCUGGAUUGUACCUGCUUUGAUUGCAUCUGCUCAAACAGUGUCAGUCAAUUGUGCAGAGUUGCUGGGUAACUCAGACUUUGUCGCAUCAUUGGUAGCUGCUGUUGCUGUGAACGACUCAGGAUCAGGUGGUUUGGACAACCUUGGAGUCAAUGAGUUGUUGGCAGUAGCAGGGAACUUCAUUGAAACCUCAGUUCAGUGUGGAUUUCUCAGACGGCAUCGAGUAGAGUUUGUGCAAUCAGUUUGUUGGAUUUUCAGUCUUAUUCGACCUGUUGUUGCUGAACCUAACUCCCAUCAUACUUAUUGGCAUCCUCUGAUUGGAUUUCUGAAACAACAGCAAGACAGUAGGUAUCUCGAUGCCAUGUCUUCUGUAAUUUCUCAGUUUCAAUUGCUAUGGCAUUCAUCAGCACUGGAGAUCUUGUUUCCCUUAUUUUCUCACUCAGAGACUUCCACAAGCGUAGAAAGUUCAAGCAACUCAAAGUCAUCAAGCAAAUUAGGAUUUGUGUCACGAUUGAAGAUGAGGUUGAACACUGUAUUCCACAUCUCGUCAUCUGCAACUAGUAGCUGCCAACUUGAUCCUGCCAGAUGGCAAGACUUACAUAAUACGUGCAAAUUGUAUGAACUUGCCAUGUCAACUCUGACUGGGCUACGUGGAGAAAUUAUGUCAGCUAUUAGCUUUCAUGAGCUGCUGCCCCAGCGACUGUGGCAGUCUCUUCAAUCUGUAGGAGGGGGUUUCUCUACAAUUAGUACUAUAGCACUUCAUAAAGACAGCAAGCUACACACAUCUGUCUGCUCACUUUUGACUCUCGUCUGUCAAUGCUGUUAUCACAUCAUAGCGAUUCUUGAUGAUGUGGAAGUGUAUGUGCAACAAAAGCCAUUUACAUUGAAUGAUCUUACAUCGUUGUCAUCCUUUCUCAACCAGCUUGUAUUUCGGCUUUUGUGGGAAGUGCCAAGUGUAACAGAUCCUAAGCAUUCUGAUAGUCUUGAGAGUCGUCUUGUAAAUGCUGCUCAUACUUUACUUAUGGUUCUGUAUGAGAAAGACAGUCGUCGUUCUUUUUCUUCAGAUAGCAGUCACUGGAAUAUCAAAGACUUGAAGGCUAGCAGUAUAAAAUCUGACCUAUCAAGGAAUCAGCCAAGAGCAAAGGCUGUCAUGAAACUUGUACCUCAUGUUCUGCCGUACAGAGAGAGAGUGAAGAUGUUACGUGAUCUUGUAUUGAAAGAUAAAGAAUCUCAUAAUCUGAUUCACACCAACAACAUGGCACCUCGUCCAACGUACAUUCGAAUACACAGGAGCAGAUUUCUGGAGGAUGCGUACAGUCAACUGUGCCAGUUGUCAUCCAUUGCUCUUAAAGGUGUUAUUCGAGUUAAAUUUGUUAAUGAACAGGGACUUGAAGAGGCAGGCAUUGACCAAGAUGGUGUUUUCAAAGAGUUUUUGGAAGAUACAAUUAAACGUGUUUUUGACCCAUCUUUGACACUCUUUAAGACAACAACUGAUCAACGAUUAUAUCCAUCACCAAACAGUGUGGCACAAGACAACUACCGCGCAUUGUAUAAUUUUGUAGGUCGAAUGUUGGGCAAAGCAAUUUAUGAGGGUUUUCUAGUUGAUGUUCCAUUUGCAGACUUUUUUCUUACAAAUUUGAAAGGGACCAAGUAUAGUGCAGCAUACAGUGCAUUUGACGAGCUGGCAUCGUUUGAUUCAGAUCUGUACAAGAACUUGAGCUAUGUAAAGCACUAUGAUGGUGACGUCAGUGAGCUGGAUCUCACAUUUUCAGUGAAUCGAGAUUUUUUCGGCAAGGUAGAGACUCAUGAUCUAACACCUGGAGGAAGCGCUGUCACAGUGACUAAUGAGAACAAGAUUAGCUACAUUCAUAGGGUUGCUCAUUUUCACAUGCGUACUGAGCUGCGAGAUCAGACAAAUAGUUUUGUUCGUGGAUUUCAUUCAAUUGUCAACCCAGAAUGGCUUGGUUAUUUUUCGCCUUGUGAAAUACAACGACUUAUCUCUGGUGAUAGCGUGGAAAUGGACGUAGAAGAUUUAAAGAAACAUGUAGAAUACAUGGGUGGUUUUCAUCCUUCUCAUCAAAUUGUUCGUUGGUUGUGGGAUGUGGUUGGUAAAGAUUUUGAUGCUUGUGAGAAAGGGUUGUUUUUGAAAUUUGUGACAAGCUGCUCCAAGCCUCCUGUUCUUGGGUUUUCUCACCUAAAUCCACCUUUUUCUAUUCGCUUUGUGGACACCAGUGAUGAUACUGAUGGAGGUGACACAGUGGGUAGUGUUCUUAGAGGGUUCUUCAGGAGAUCUACUCGCUCUGCUGCAACUCGACUUCCAACGGCAUCUACUUGCUUCAACUUGCUUAAGUUGCCAAACUACCCAAGUAAAGCAGUGCUGAGAGACAAAUUAAGACAAGCUAUUACAUCAGCUUCUGGGUUCGAGUUGUCCUGAAUUCUCCAUUUGUAUAGCAAGCACCUAGCUGUGCAACCAGCAGUAUCUAUAAUGUGUGUGUGUGUGUGUGUGUGUGUGUGUGUGUGUGUGUGUGUGUGUGUGUGUGUGUGUGUGUGAUUGAAAUUUUGAGACAUGCUAGACUUUAUCAGGCAUAGACAGACAACUAAUUACUGUAUCUCGAUAUACCAAAUGCAGUGAUGUAAAUCACAACUGUCUGAUUAGAAGGCUUCAAGCUGAAAGUAUCUACACGUUUAG